UAGGCCACGCGCACCGCUCUCUACGGGCGCUGCAGUUGGCGUGAGCCGGCGGAGGCUGGCGUGUGGGGCUCCUGUUUGCUUCUUCCUUCGCCGUGAGCAGCAUGGACGUGCUUGCGGAGGAGUUUGGGAACCUGACCCCGGAGCAGCUAGCUGCGCCAAUACCGACCGUAGAGGAAAAAUGGAGGCUGCUUCCAGCAUUUUUAAAGGUGAAAGGCCUUGUAAAGCAGCACAUAGAUUCCUUCAACUAUUUUAUUAAUGUAGAGAUAAAGAAGAUCAUGAAAGCCAAUGAAAAGGUUACAAGUGAUGCUGACCCCAUGUGGUACCUAAAAUAUCUUAAUAUCUAUGUUGGGCUUCCUGAUGUUGAAGAAAGCUUCAAUGUAACCAGACCAGUGUCCCCUCAUGAGUGCCGUCUGCGGGACAUGACGUACUCUGCCCCCAUUACAGUGGAUAUUGAAUAUACCCGAGGCAGCCAGAGGAUCAUCCGCAAUGCUUUACCCAUUGGCAGAAUGCCCAUAAUGCUCCGUAGUUCGAACUGUGUUCUUACAGGGAAAACACCAGCAGAAUUUGCCAAACUGAAUGAAUGCCCUUUAGAUCCAGGUGGAUACUUCAUUGUAAAAGGAGUGGAAAAAGUUAUUCUUAUCCAAGAGCAGCUGUCUAAGAACAGGAUUAUUGUGGAGGCUGACAGAAAAGGGACAGUUGGUGCUUCAGUUACCAGCUCUACCCAUGAGAAAAAAAGCAGAACCAAUAUGGCUGUGAAACAAGGACGAUUUUAUUUGAGGCAUAAUACUUUAUCAGAAGAUAUACCCAUUGUAAUUAUAUUUAAGGCCAUGGGUGUUGAGAGUGACCAAGAAAUUGUGCAGAUGAUUGGAACAGAGGAGCACGUGAUGGCUGCAUUUGGGCCCAGUUUGGAAGAAUGCCAGAAAGCUCAGAUUUUCACACAGAUGCAGGCAUUAAAAUAUAUAGGGAACAAAGUAAGAAGGCAAAGGAUGUGGGGAGGUGGACCAAAGAAGACCAAAAUAGAAGAAGCAAGAGAACUCCUGGCUUCUACCAUCCUGACUCAUGUACCAGUGAAAGAAUUCAAUUUCCGAGCCAAAUGUAUCUAUACUGCAGUGAUGGUAAGAAGAGUAAUUCUGGCCCAAGGAGAUAAUAAAGUUGAUGACAGAGACUAUUAUGGUAACAAGCGAUUGGAGUUGGCAGGACAGCUUUUAUCUCUUCUUUUUGAAGAUUUGUUCAAAAAAUUUAAUUCUGAAAUGAAGAAGAUCGCAGACCAGGUGAUCCCUAAGCAAAGAGCAGCCCAGUUUGAUGUAGUCAAACACAUGCGUCAAGACCAGAUUACCAAUGGCAUGGUGAAUGCCAUUUCUACUGGAAAUUGGUCUCUAAAGAGAUUUAAAAUGGACCGUCAAGGUGUGACUCAAGUGUUGUCUCGCUUGUCAUAUAUAUCUGCACUAGGCAUGAUGACAAGAAUCUCUUCCCAGUUUGAAAAAACAAGAAAAGUGAGUGGUCCUCGAUCGCUCCAACCAUCUCAGUGGGGAAUGCUCUGUCCUUCAGACACUCCUGAAGGAGAGGCAUGUGGUUUAGUUAAAAACUUGGCCCUUAUGACGCACAUCACGACUGACAUGGAAGAUGGACCCAUUGUGAAAUUAGCCAGUAACCUGGGAGUAGAAGAUGUGAAUUUAUUAUGUGGAGAAGAGCUCUCUUACCCAAAUGUGUUUCUCGUCUUCCUCAAUGGUAACAUCCUGGGUGUUAUUCGAGACCAUAAGAAGCUAGUGAAUACAUUUCGACUGAUGCGAAGAGCAGGAUACAUCAAUGAAUUUGUUUCCAUCUCAACAAAUCUUACAGAUCGAUGUGUCUAUAUUUCUUCAGACGGAGGAAGGUUGUGCAGACCCUACAUAAUUGUUAAGAAACGAAAGCCUGCAGUCACGAAAAAGCAUAUGGAAGAGCUGGCUCAGGGGUACAGGAAUUUUGAAGAUUUCUUACAUGAGAGUCUGGUUGAAUAUCUAGAUGUGAAUGAAGAAAAUGAUUGUAACAUCGCACUCUAUGAGCAUACGAUUAAUAAAGAUACCACCCACUUGGAGAUCGAACCCUUUACUCUGCUCGGAGUUUGCGCGGGCCUGAUUCCAUACCCUCAUCACAACCAGUCCCCAAGAAACACGUAUCAGUGUGCCAUGGGGAAACAAGCCAUGGGUACCAUUGGAUAUAACCAGCGGAACAGAAUUGAUACUCUCAUGUAUCUGCUAGCAUACCCACAAAAACCUAUGGUUAAAACAAAAACCAUUGAGUUGAUAGAAUUUGAGAAACUGCCAGCUGGACAGAAUGCGACAGUUGCUGUGAUGAGUUAUAGUGGCUAUGAUAUUGAAGAUGCUCUUGUUUUAAACAAGGCCUCCCUGGACAGAGGUUUUGGACGUUGCCUUGUAUAUAAAAAUGCUAAGUGUACAUUGAAACGAUAUACCAAUCAGACUUUUGAUAAAGUGAUGGGGCCGAUGUUGGAUGCUGCCACAAGGAAACCCAUCUGGCGACAUGAGAUUUUAGAUGCAGAUGGUAUUUGUUCUCCAGGUGAGAAGGUAGAAAACAAACAAGUGCUUGUAAAUAAAUCCAUGCCCACAGUAACUCAGAUCCCCUUGGAAGGAAGCAAUGUGCCGCAGCAACCACAGUACAAAGAUGUGCCCAUCACCUACAAAGGAGCAACGGAUUCAUAUAUUGAAAAAGUGAUGAUAUCUUCAAAUGCCGAAGAUGCUUUUCUAAUCAAAAUGCUUCUGAGACAGACAAGGCGUCCAGAAAUUGGAGACAAAUUCAGCAGUCGUCAUGGGCAAAAAGGUGUCUGUGGUUUGAUCGUCCCUCAGGAAGACAUGCCGUUUUGUGACUCUGGCAUCUGUCCGGACAUCAUAAUGAACCCUCACGGCUUCCCAUCACGAAUGACGGUAGGAAAGUUAAUUGAGCUGUUGGCGGGCAAGGCAGGCGUGUUAGAUGGCAGAUUCCACUACGGCACUGCCUUUGGAGGCAGUAAAGUGAAGGAUGUUUGUGAAGACCUCGUUCGCCAUGGUUAUAACUACUUGGGGAAAGACUAUGUUACAUCUGGCAUCACAGGUGAGCCUUUGGAAGCAUACAUUUACUUCGGCCCCGUGUACUACCAGAAGCUGAAACACAUGGUGCUGGAUAAGAUGCAUGCCCGUGCCCGGGGACCGCGGGCUGUCCUUACCAGGCAGCCCACUGAAGGUCGAUCUCGUGAUGGUGGUUUGCGUCUUGGAGAAAUGGAACGUGACUGUUUAAUUGGUUAUGGAGCCAGUAUGCUUUUACUAGAGCGACUAAUGAUUUCAAGUGAUGCCUUUGAGGUUGAUGUCUGUGGGCAGUGUGGACUUCUGGGGUAUUCCGGCUGGUGCCAUUACUGCAAGUCGUCCUGUCACGUGUCUUCCCUUCGUAUUCCGUAUGCCUGCAAGCUGCUCUUCCAGGAACUGCAGUCUAUGAACAUUAUCCCCAGGUUAAAACUGGCCAAAUACAAUGAGUGAGGAUGGGAAGGUGACUAUUGAAAGAGAACAAACCAUAUGUCCAACGCAGUGCAAAAUAGAAGGGACUGAGGACCAUGUCUGCUCCUGUGAAUAAUUCCUUUGAAUGUUCUCUCGGAAAAAAAGAAAAAAUCGAUGGAAAGGACUUUUUUUUUUUUAAGGUAUUAUAUGUGUACAUAUCUUACCAUUGCCCCCCCCACCCCACUCCCAUAUAUGCCCUCACCCCCCAGAGUUUUGCGUACAUUGGUUAUGCUUAUAUGCAUGCAUACAAGUCCUUUGGAAAGGACUUUUUAACACUAGAAGACUGACUGGACACCCCUUGAUCAGUGAGCCUCAGGCCAUGGAAGAGAUGCCAGCAAUGUGGACUAUAAUGCAUUUCCUCGUUCAUGUACUGAAUUUGAUUUGCAAAUGGACAUGACCUAAAAGAUAAAUAAACUUUUAUUUCUGUUCUGGUAUCUUGAAAUUUACUUGUUAGAAAAACCAUCCUCCUUAAAAAGAUUGUUGGGGUUAAAUAAAACUCAAAGGUUUGUAUGAAACUUGCAUAUAAAGAAUCUGUUUGAACCCGUCCGGUGUGGCUCAAUGGAUUAAGCAUUGUCCCAUGCACCAAGAGGUUGCUGGUUCAAUUCCCAGUCAGGGCACAUGCCUGGGUUGUGGGCUCAAUCCCCAGUGGAGGGCAUGCAGGAGGCAGCCAAUUGAUGUUUCUCCUCUCCCUCUCCCUU
This is a messenger RNA of Eptesicus fuscus (big brown bat), 4219 nucleotides long. RefSeq names its product RNA polymerase III subunit B (gene POLR3B). The transcript has 28 exons. Gene Ontology annotation, cellular component: RNA polymerase III complex. NCBI's taxonomy places the organism in Eukaryota, Metazoa, Chordata, Mammalia, Chiroptera, Vespertilionidae. The record is from RefSeq and is a predicted model, not a curated record. Gene Ontology annotation, molecular function: DNA-directed RNA polymerase activity; ribonucleoside binding; DNA binding. Gene Ontology annotation, biological process: DNA-templated transcription. The coding region runs from base 102 to 3503 and encodes 1133 amino acids.